AUGUGUCGGGACGCUAUGACCGGUAAGGGUGUCGAUCGGCAUCUUUUCGCGCUCUAUGUCGUAUCCAAGUACCUACGCAUGGAGUCCCCAUUCCUCAAAGAGAUUCUAAGCGAACCCUGGCGACUUUCGACCAGUCAGACUCCAAUGGAGCAGUCUACCGAUCGUCGACCUCCAUCUGGACACCCUGUUCUUCGAUUUCAGCCGGGUGGCGGAUUUGGCCCUGUGGCAGACGAUGGCUACGGUGUAUCCUAUAUAUUUUCGGGCGAUGAUGCUAUCUUUUUUCACAUUUCUUCACGUCAUUCUUCUUCACUGACGGUAGACUAA
Molecule: messenger RNA, 324 nt
Organism: Protopolystoma xenopodis
Lineage: Eukaryota; Metazoa; Platyhelminthes; Monogenea; Polystomatidea; Polystomatidae
Source: the annotation of a GenBank genome assembly